GGAAGAAAAUAUGCCGGUAGGUAGAGGUAGAAGCAGCAAUGAUCUAAACACGAAGAAGUUGCCAUAACCGCAAUAGUUCGAUAGUAGAAGACGGGGCAAACAGACAGUGAAUUCGCCAGAGUACGUACUCCGUUAGUUGUGUUGCGUAUUAUACCGUUGUUUUUAUUUGAAAGAUAAACAAAUGCUCGUACAUCUUAUAGACGUACAUAACGGUUCUUCAUAUUAGAGCACGAAUACCUGUCCAGUCAUUCAUGAAAUAUUUUCCCAUGAACUGAAAUCUCCCAUUCCCGAAUAUGUGAAAACUCCGAAAAGAAUAAGUGUUUGAAAAAAUCCUAUAAUACCAAUGUGAGCAUUGCGGUUAGUUUUUCCAGAGACUAUGUGAAAUAUGUUGAAGAACUUUUGGAUUAUACCCUUAUUUUGUGCUAUCCAAGUAGGCUGCAUGGAUAAUUUUACACAAACAGAUUGUGAGGAACCCGCCUGCCUCAAAUGUGGACGUGCAGGGUGUGUCAAAUGCCCCCAGAUGAUUAUGUUUGCGACCAGGAAGUGCGUGAACACCUGCCCAUUUGGUCACAAACCCUCCUGGAGUACAUAUUCCGAAUAUAUGGGACUGAUAUGCAUACCGAACGGCAAUUUUAUGGGUCUUUCUUACGAUCUCCUAGCAAUCGUAACUGGUAUUCUCACAGGAACGAUGAUUUGCUUAAUUUUCGUUGCAGGAACACUUCUCUACUUCAAAUAUCGAAGAAAGAAAGCGCCCAGAAGUAUAGAAUCAUCCAGUGAUAUAGAAGAUACUCUGGAGAAACGUAGGGAGUUUUUCAAACAACUGGAGGGUUUUAAGCCUUAUGCCCAAUUUUUUCUGGAUAUGCUGAACGACACUCGCAAAAGAGUACGGGAUUUGUCUACCGAAGGCGAUAACUGUGCUAUACAGGCCUAUAGACCAGUUGUAAGAGAUCUCACUAAAAUUCUCAUCAUACUCAAUAGAAAUCCAGAACAAAUCACUGUCCCGGAUGACUGGGAACACCUCCUUGCUUGGGCAGAACAAAUAUUACAACGUUACAAGCGAGUAAGCGGGUGUUCCCAAGGGCAAGUUACUCAACUUGUAAAUUUUCUGCAAAAACCAGCUGUCAUAGAACAGGAUUCCACAGAAGAUCUCAAAGGAUCGACAACGAUGUCUACCUUCAAACCCGAUCUACCGCUCACGGCAUCCACAAGCCUUCAAGACAUUGCUGUACAUAAUUUCAAUUCGAAUUAUGAUUCAAGAUGUCUACCUUCCUUCAAUCCACAGUGGAAAUUUCAGUAUUCCUUAGUUUCAAGCAAUGCUCCGACGACGGAAUUCAACCCUACUCUAUGGAAGAGUAGCAAAGAGUAUCUCAAUAGUACGUGGCUUAUUGAUGAUGAUUUCCUGCAGUUGGGUUUUAGGCCUCAAGAUGAAAUCACGACUGAGUUAUAACCAAGGUAUUUUGGUUCUACCAGAUUUGCUAGUCACUAGUUUUAUAAAUUUUAUAUUUGUAUUAUAGUUAAUGAAAUAUAUUUUUGAGAUUUUCA
This is a messenger RNA of Coccinella septempunctata (seven-spotted ladybird), 1542 nucleotides long. RefSeq lists its product as uncharacterized. Lineage: Eukaryota; Metazoa; Arthropoda; Insecta; Coleoptera; Coccinellidae. The record is from RefSeq and is a predicted model, not a curated record. Bases 386 to 1447 code for a protein of 353 amino acids. The transcript is spliced from 2 exons.